ACUCAAACAGGGGAAGACGCGUUGUCGGAUUGUAAGGGUUUAGGGCUUUACGGGGAAAGGGAAACGGGGUUUCUUGUCGUGUGAAAACAGAGUCAGACUGCUCCCUACGACCGACCCCACCAUCUCUCUCUCUCUCUCCAUAGAUCGUAUUCGUGGCUCCCUCCUCACUUUUGCCCACCAAAAUCCCCUCUUCCUUCCCUCUUCUUUUCUUUUGGCUUCCUUUCUCAAACCCAAAACGGCAAAGGAAUAGAAAAGAAAAACCCAAAAUCUUUCCUUUCUCUUAUGAAUUAUUGCUCGAGCCGAAACAACAAAUACGCCCCAAGAUUCCUACUCUUCCGCCCCCUUCCCAUGAUCGGCUUUUUUGCCACCCCCCAUGUUAGAUUACAGCCAUUUCCAACCAAGCCCUAAUUUUUUUCUCUAGGGUUCCUUCCACCAGUGGUGGUGGCCGCCCUUUUGCUGCUCGUGCUUUAAAUGAUCAAUCAAGAACCGACCAAUCAACCAAAUCGAGACCCCCGUCGUCUAUUGUUGCCAAAUUCAUUCGAGCUUUAUUGUCUUUGGUGUCCCGAAAGUAAUCCUAGCUCAUGGCCGGCCAUCAGCAUGCCGCCGGCUCGGUUUCCGGCUCGAGCUCCGGACAACCGCACUUCGUGAAUUCUCCCUUUGGGGACACCACCUACACCAAGGUGUUCGUCGGAGGACUGGCGUGGGAAACGCAGAGCGAGGCGCUGCGCCGGCACUUCGAGCAGUACGGCGAGAUCCUCGAAGCGGUUGUGAUCACUGAUAAAAAUACCGGCCGGUCCAAGGGCUACGGCUUCGUCACUUUCCGAGAUCCUGAAUCGGCGAGGAAGGCGUGGGUUGAUCCGAGCCCUGUUAUCGACGGUAGAAGGGCAAAUUGUAACUUGGCAUCCCUUGGUCGCCCUCGGCCAUCUCCGCCUUAUGGACGUUUGCGUUCAGGUGGUCCUUAUCAUGGAGGUGUUCAAGGUGCUCGUGUGGCAAUUGUUCGAAGCCCCACAUAUCAACAACCCGUUCCCUAUGGAUAUCAACAAGGAUAUGCAUAUCCUUCAUAUGGGUAUGCAUAUGGACCUGAAUAUCUUUAUGCACAGAAUAUAUAUCCUUAUAUGGGGCAUCCAUAUCUUCCUUUAUAUGGGGCACCUGGUACAUUCAAUGCCCCCGUUUACCCAGUCUCACAGUUGAGUCACCAACUUCCUGGUGGACAUAGUUAUGCUGCAGUUCAGGGAUAUGCAGUUCCUGGCCACCAAGUCAUACAAUUGAGUGGCCCAAAUGUCAAUGGAGUGACUACGUCACCUGUGCCUGCAAUUCCAGCACCAUUUCCUGCAGGUAUAGCAUCACCACUUCCAGCAGGGCAGCCACAUUUUUUGGUUCCUGCACAUUCCCCACAAUUUACUCAAGGUACCAGUGGUUCGGACCAGACAGCAAGUUAAAAGUAGCAAGGAGAUGAAUUCAACUUAUUGAGAUUUCCUUAGAUUGCAGCAGGACUAAGAACAGCAGUACUGCUACUCGAGUGGCGGGCUACAAAUCUAGCCUUGCAAGUUAUCAACUUUGCAUUCUAGAGGUCAUCCAUAGUUGUCAGGGUCACCAGGAGAUGAGUCUGCUUUACUGCUGUCUGGUCAUAUUCCUUCGAUUGUUGGGGCAAAAUAGAUACACAGGAUCAUACAUGUUAGUCAUUCUGUUGGUGUCUGUUAGUUCCAGUUUUGUGAUUCUCUAGAUCAAGUGUCGGGUUGAAGGUGGUGUGAUGCCUGUCAGUCUCAAAUUUGUCAAGGAAUACCAGAGGUGCACAUAUACAAGAAGGUAAAUCCUUUUUUUUGUCUUGUGACACAGAUUGUUUGUAAAGGCUGAGAGACGUUUCUCAGUGGGUUGGGUCUGUCUCGGGAUACUGUGAGAUGCUGCUGUAUAUUCAUCUCAUGGUUGGUCAUUGUUGAUAGUAGAAGUCUAGUAAUUCGCCGUCACCUUUUGGUAUGUUGUAUGGAGUCAUUUGGUUUUCAUCCAAUGUUAAAACCAACGGUUUUAGUAACUAUUCUGGUUGUGCUGAUGUAAAUUCCAUUAGCCUUUAUGGGAUUGUGUAUGCAUGAAUGUAAUUAUAAGUCGUCACUUAACUAGCUGUGUUCGGCUUCUUUGUUAGUUUAAAUAUCUAAAUUCCUAUCUGCUUUCUAA
Molecule: messenger RNA, 2169 nt
Organism: Nymphaea colorata (pocket water lily)
Lineage: Eukaryota; Viridiplantae; Streptophyta; Magnoliopsida; Nymphaeales; Nymphaeaceae
Exons: 8
Coding region: 582-1439 (285 amino acids)
Molecular function (GO): RNA binding
Source: RefSeq, a predicted model, not a curated record